Plasmodium coatneyi is the source of this 1539-nucleotide messenger RNA. Its product is annotated as KIR protein. The transcript is spliced from 3 exons. The record is from RefSeq and is a predicted model, not a curated record. Bases 1 to 1539 code for a protein of 512 amino acids. Lineage: Eukaryota; Apicomplexa; Aconoidasida; Haemosporida; Plasmodiidae.
AUGGUGGUGCAGGAAGAUGAUGUGAAUCAAUUACCUUCAAGACAGUUAUAUGGAGAAUUCAGCGCGUCCGAUGAUUAUUGUGGGAAGAGAUCUACCAUAGCACAGAUGGAACCGCACCUGCAAAAUCCAAAUAAUGAACUAGGUAUCACAGUGGACGGUAUGGAACGGAUUGUUAAAGCUCUGUGUUCCGCAUAUAGGAAGAAAAUGAGUAAUUCAUCGAAUGAUGACUACUGCUAUGCGCUAUACUACUGGAUAGGAAGUACAAUAUUGAUUGAAACAAAGCACGUUGAACCUUUUCCACGCAUUAUGCAGGGCAUCUAUGAAAUACUGAAAGGCGCCGGAAUUGAAAAUGUGUGUACGGGUACAUUCCCCAACAUUAGAAAAGGCGUGUUCGAUCAAAGGAAAAGAGUUUUUGAUUACUACAAUAACUUUAAUACUAUAUGCUCGUACUUACAAAGUAAUAAGCUGCAGGGUGGGGGGAAUUAUUCAAGUUACCUAGCUGAAGUUGCUACUGUUUAUGAUGACGUAAAUAGAUAUUGUGCAAGUAAUGGGGAAGAUUCAUAUUGCACUGGACUCAAAGGAAUAUUCGAUGAUGGCAGGAAUCCGAAGGAGUUAAAUUCGAAAUGUGUACUAAUGCAUAAACCAGAAACCAUAUCGGAAGCAGCGGGGAGAGAGCAGAAAUUAUGUUUGGAUCAGUUACCAUCGAAUGAAAACUUUUAUAGUAAAUUUGAUAGUGGUAAGCACUCCUGUGCUGAUGGAACAGAGGCCACGGGAGUAAUAAGUGCGUUGGAAGGUAAAUUACAGGGCGGUGGAAGUAUAGGGAGUUAUGCCAGUACAAUUGUAGAUUCAUAUUGUUACGCAUGUACGGAGAGCAGGAAGAAGGACAGCACACCUGACGACAAACCUUGUCAUUUCUUCUACUAUUGGAUUGGGAAUUUCUUACCCAAGUAUGCGGAUGCUUCUACAAUUUCAGGGUUGAUUAGUAGUACUUACGCUGAAUUGACGCACCUGAAUCAAAAUGCUUGCCCCCAAAUAACCACCCCUAACCAUGUUGGUUGGACUCUCUUCCAACAAAGAAAACUUGUAUUCGACUACUAUAAUGACCAUGAAAAAAUACAGGAGCAGGUGCGGCAGCAGAAGUGUUUGGACGAUGAGAACUAUACCGAGCACAUACAGAACAUUACUACGGCAUGCAAAUCUGUAACAGUAGACUGCGGACCAGAGGGAGGACAACAGAAUAAUGAUCAAUAUUGUAGUUGGUUUAAUAGUAAAAAAGGAGAAAAUGAAGAUUACUGCAGUAAUAAGAAGUUAUCGGAGUUGAAAGCUGCAUUAUCACUUAAACCACAAGUUGUAAGCGAAACUGCGCAAGUUCACAUGAACCACGAUUCUCUUGAGGAACGGCAGCUUCAUGGAGUUCUUCAGCCACAUGAAGCAAGUACCCCAUCCUCCUCCACGGCAACCAUUGUUCCUGCCAUUAUGGGAGUAGGCGGCCUACCUGCACUUGCUUUCUUCUUAUAUAAAGUAAGUAUGAAAUUAUAA